Messenger RNA from Saccharomycodes ludwigii, 666 nucleotides. RefSeq names its product Taf13p (gene TAF13). Gene Ontology annotation, molecular function: protein heterodimerization activity. The record is from RefSeq and is a predicted model, not a curated record. The transcript has a single exon. Gene Ontology annotation, cellular component: transcription factor TFIID complex. Lineage: Eukaryota; Fungi; Ascomycota; Saccharomycetes; Saccharomycodales; Saccharomycodaceae. Bases 1 to 666 code for a protein of 221 amino acids. Gene Ontology annotation, biological process: transcription by RNA polymerase II; RNA polymerase II preinitiation complex assembly.
AUGUCAAAAAGAUCUAGAAGAUCCCAAUUUUUUAAUAAGGAAUUAGAAAUGUUAUUAUAUGUCUAUGGGGAUAUAGCAACACCAUUACCAUCAACGGUCAAAUGUAUGGAUGAGAUUUUAACUUCCUAUUUAGUCGAUUUAUGUGCAGACUCUCGUAAGGUUGCAUUGCAUGCCAAGAGAAAUAAAGUCAAGCUAGAUGAUUUCAAAUUUGCAUUAAGACGAGAUCCAAUAAAAUUAGGUAGAGUUGAAGAAAUUGUUCGACUAAGCAAAGUGAUCAAUGAAGCAAAAAGGUCAAUUAAUUUACCCAAAGCAGAUGAAAUACAAGAAGAAACUUUCAACAACAAUGAAGAUGCUGAGGAAGAAGAAGAAGAAGAAGAGGAAGAAGAUGAUGAUGAGGAAGAAGAAGGGGAGGAAGGACUGGAAGAAGACCUUGAUGUACCUCAUAACGGUGAUAAUCAUGGUAGUAAUAAUAAUAAUGAAGAAGGAGAAAAAGUACGUAGGACAAAGAUCAGCAGCAAUAAAAAGGAUGAAGUUAACAGCCCCUCAACAAAACAACAUCAAAAAGAUGAUGACCCACCAAAGAAAAAAAGGAAAAGAAGAAGAAGAACAAAUAAUUUAACAGACAGCCCAUCGGAUACUACGAAAAAACGAAUAUCAAAAAAGUAG